AUGAAGUUACCGAGUGCUUACGAGAGAAUUUCGGUGAUUGAUUUUUUUGAUGUUAUUGAUGAAGCUGUGGAAUUCAAAAUGGAAGAAGAAUGUUUGGUUGAAGCUCUUGCUGCUAUUCUAGUGAAUUUUGAUGCUGAUGACAUGGAGGGCUAUGUGGAGAUGGUGAAUUCUCUUGUUGGGUUAGGUUCAUAUUCUUACCACCCAAAGAAGCUUGAUCUUGAUCUUGAAAAUAGAAAGACAGCACCAACAAAGCCAUCCAUUGUUAAGCCGCCUAAGCUUGAGCUUAAGCAGCUGCCUGCACAUCUGAAGUAUGAGUUUCUGGGCCCAGACAAUACUUUGCCAGUUAUUGUGUCUGCAUUGCUGAAUGAAGAGCAAACGAAUAGAUUAUUAAAUAUAUUUAGAGAAUACAUGCAUGCCAUAGGCUGGACUAUUGCAGAUAUUCAAGGAAUUUCCUCAGACAUAUGUGAGCACAAGAUUCAGCUUGAGGAAGAUAACAGCAAGCGGGUAAGCCCGGUACAAUGCGUUCCAAAGAAGAGAGGCAUCACAGUGGUACCUAAUGCUAAAAAUGAGCUGAUUUCGACUCAUACUGUUACUGGGUGGCGUGUUUGCAUGGAUUAUAGGAAGUUGAAUUCAGCCACUUGCAAAGACCAUUUCCCCAUGUCUUUUAUUGAUCAGAUGCUUGAUCGGCUGGCGGGAAGAUCUUACUAUUGCUUCCUUGGCGGGUAUUCUGGCUAUAAUCAGAUUAACAUUGCUCUUGAAGACCAGGAGAAGACGACAUUCACUCGUCCUUAUGGGUCGUUUGCUUCCAGCAGGAUGCCAUUUAUUUGCAAUGCACCGGCUACUUUCCGGAGUUGCAUGAUAUUGAUUUUCUCAGACAUGGUGGAAGACUUCUUGGAGGUCUUUAUGGAUGAUUUCUUUGUGGUUGGUGACUCUUUUGAUGAUUGA
This is a messenger RNA of Lycium barbarum (goji berry), 945 nucleotides long. RefSeq lists its product as uncharacterized. The record is from RefSeq and is a predicted model, not a curated record. The coding region runs from base 1 to 945 and encodes 314 amino acids. The transcript has 2 exons. Lineage: Eukaryota; Viridiplantae; Streptophyta; Magnoliopsida; Solanales; Solanaceae.